Molecule: messenger RNA, 900 nt
Organism: Lachancea meyersii CBS 8951
Lineage: Eukaryota; Fungi; Ascomycota; Saccharomycetes; Saccharomycetales; Saccharomycetaceae
Source: the annotation of a GenBank genome assembly
AUGACGUUUGGUCUUAAAGUCGUUAAAAAGCUGCAAUGGACUAAUGUUCCUAUUGACAAGUUGGAUCUGAAAGCGAUGAAAGUUGCGAUAGUUGGAGGAACCGGAGGAAUUGGUCAAGGUUUCAGUCGGAUGUUCGACAGCAGGGGUGCUAAUGUCACUGUCGUGGGCAGGACUUUCAGAGACGACGACUUAGAGAACGUCCAUUUCAUCAAGGCAGACCUAGAACUGAUGUCAGAAGCCAAGCGAGUUUCAAAAGAACUUGCAAAACUGCCCUUGGACAUGGUGAUUUUCACGAACGGUAUAUUUGCUGCCACCACUCGCCAGCGAACUUCUGAGGGUCUGGAGCGCGAUAUGGCCGUGAGCUAUCUCAGCAGACUCGUUAUCAUUCGCAAUCUACUACCUACACUUGCAGAAACUCACACCCACAUGUUGAAAAGACCAAGAGUGUUUGUGGUCGGAUACCCCGGCACCGGAGAGCUGGGGACGGUCGAGGACUUGAAUUCGGAGGGUAAAUACAGCGUCAUGCAAACACACAUGAACACGGUGGCCGGUAACGAGGCUCUGGUGCUUGACAGUGCACGGCGGUACCCUGAAAUUGGCGUUUAUGGACUCAACCCGGGCCUGAUCAAGACAAAUAUCCGGAGCAAUCUGUUGGGUGCCAACAGCUGGAAAUCAUGGAUUAUUGAGAGUAUCAUUGGGUUCUGGUGCCAGAGUACCGAGGACUAUGCACGCCGCAUGCUUCCGAUGAUGGUGUCUUCUGAUUUGGAUGCUUACAACCCUGCGUUCUUCAACAACAAGGCCCAAGCCGUUGAAUCCCAAAAGUUUACGGAGCCUUAUGUUGAGAAGUUUAUCGGCAAGUCCGAAGAGCUUCUGGAAAAGUCCGGGGUGUCCUUGGAUUGA